AGCUUCUCUGUCCUCUGACUCACAUCUCCUGGGAGGCUCGGCCACCUCGCCAUGGCCUAUUGCGAAAGAUGCGAACGCCCCUUCAACUCGCAGCGCGCACUAGACCAGCAUAUCGAGGACUCCUCGUCUCACUGGCUUUGCUCUCAAUGUGACAAAGACUUUGAGACGCACAAUGCAAGGCUGCAGCACUUUGUGAACAGCCGCGAACAUUCGUACUGCCGCGAAUGCGAGGAGGACUUUGACGAUGACGAAGAGCGUGACCAGCACAUGGAAGACGAACACUGGUGGUGCUCUAACCACGACAAAGUGUUCAAAAAUGAGAGGGGUUUAAAGGAGCACUACCGCCAGUCGCCUGCUCAUCACUAUUGCGUGGACUGUGAUCGUCCCUUUAAUGCAGAAUGGAGCCUCAGACAGCACUUGAACUCAAAGACCCACCGCACUGCCGAUGUUCCGUGUCCGUUCAACGGGUGUGGACAAGCCUUCGUUUCCAAAUCUGCCCUCGUCUCUCACCUGGAGAAUGGUGGUUGCCGCUCGGGAGUCAACAGGCGCAUGGUCGACAAUUACGUCCGCCAGCUUGACAGGGACAAUAUCAUCACCACACGCCUCUUGACUGACGGAGACAGCACAACGACGUUCAUCGCCACCAACCGUUCGUGGAACGGGCGCGCCUACCAGUGUUAUUUCUGUCAUGCCCCGUUCCGCACCCUCGUUGACUUGAACAAGCAUCUUGCGAGCCCUCGCCACCAGGCCAGGUCGUACCGCUGCCCGAUGUCGAGUUGCGGUGCUCACUUUAACACUCUCAGCGGGCUAUGCCAGCACAUUGAGAGUGAGACAUGUGGGGUCCAUAGGUUCCAGGUCGUGCAGAACACUAUGGACUCGGUCUAUAAUGGCAUGAGGAGGCUUACUAUGUAAUUGUCUCGUGUGGCGGCGCGUGUCCUGUUUUUCUCUUUCUUCCUUUCCCCCGUCACCUGUCUCUUAUCAAAGACGCUGUGGUCGUCGCUUUAAUGUAGCCUCGAGAAGGUGAUUACUUAUCUUGUCUGUUGUAUAACCAAUAAUCUGCGCAGGCCGCAUCUAUGUAGCAUCACAGUAGCUCGGAGCAUCCCUGAUUUUGCUGUAGCCGGGGCUUGUUGUCUGUCUCUUUGCAAUCAUUUCCUUUGGUGACUCUGGUGUACUUUGUGCGAAUAAAUGCGCUCCUAUUCGGACAGUC
Molecule: messenger RNA, 1207 nt
Organism: Coniophora puteana RWD-64-598 SS2
Lineage: Eukaryota; Fungi; Basidiomycota; Agaricomycetes; Boletales; Coniophoraceae
Exons: 3
Coding region: 52-912 (286 amino acids)
Biological process (GO): regulation of transcription by RNA polymerase II
Cellular component (GO): nucleus
Molecular function (GO): RNA polymerase II transcription regulatory region sequence-specific DNA binding; DNA-binding transcription factor activity, RNA polymerase II-specific
Source: RefSeq, a predicted model, not a curated record